AUGCCUAAACGACUCAAUGAAGUGAUUUUGGCGAAAGGGGAGAUGUCGGACAAACCGGAGAGCAGCAAGACUCGACUCGAAGAGGAUAUCAUCGAACCAUUGUUCCAAAAGGAUUUCUUGUCACAGUUGCCAGAGGAGAUUGCUUAUCGCAUCAUCGCCUAUUUGACACCGUGCGAUUUGACGGUUUGUGCUGGCGUUUUGCGGACGUGGCAGCGACUUUGUGAAGAUUAUCGGAUGUGGCGACCGAAAUGUUUGGAGAAAGGAUAUGUGAAAUUUGAUGCGCCAAGCUUUCGUUUUCUCGGAGGUUGGGCGGCCAAUCGAGCGAAUGAGCAGGCGGGAAUCACAAUCUUCUCACAUAUGGAUCUUCAAGAAGCAUAUCAGAAUCGACGAGAACGCGAGAUCGCAUAUGGACAAUGUUAUGAGCGAUCCUCAUGGAAGUCGUUGUACUUGCGGAAGAAGCGAAUCAUUGCAAAUUGGCGAUCCCGAGCGAUU
This is a messenger RNA of Mesorhabditis belari, 492 nucleotides long. The record is from the annotation of a GenBank genome assembly. NCBI's taxonomy places the organism in Eukaryota, Metazoa, Nematoda, Chromadorea, Rhabditida, Rhabditidae.